This is a messenger RNA of Rhodofomes roseus, 336 nucleotides long. RefSeq lists its product as uncharacterized. The annotation marks the transcript as partial. The record is from RefSeq and is a predicted model, not a curated record. NCBI's taxonomy places the organism in Eukaryota, Fungi, Basidiomycota, Agaricomycetes, Polyporales, Fomitopsidaceae. The transcript has a single exon.
AUGUCAGCUGUUAACGCGAGCACCGGUUAUAGCAAUUUUCAAAUACGUUUUGGCCGCUCACCUCGUGUGCUCCCACCCAUGGUCGAUGCGGCACCUAGGGCAACUGCGGGCGCGGCAGAAACCGCUGAACAAGCAGCGGAUCGGGUCAUUCGUCAACUAACCGAAGACGUCGCCGAUGCCCGUGACUGUCUCAUCGCUGCGAAAGUUCACCAGGCCGCGUUUGCUAAUCGCUCACGCGGCGAGGAAGUCCCGUACGCUGUCGGAGACAAAGUAAUGUUAAGCACGUUAAACCGCCGCCGCCAAUACAAGGCUACCGGCGAGCAUCGCGCGGCUAAA